AUGUUCCAUGUGCUGGGAUAUAGUGUUCUGCUCCUGUUAUGGGUGUGCUGUGAUGCACAGAAUGAUGACUGUGGACCACCCCCUAGAAGAAAUAAUGAAGAGCUUGCCAACCUUUCAGACAAACAGACCUAUUCACACGGUGAAGUCGUUCUCUACAACUGCCGCCCUGGGUUCAUAAAACUUGGACGUAUUAGAGUGCGGUGUAACAAUGGAAACUGGGAAAAACUCCCGCCAAGUGUGGAAUGCAGAAAAAGGCCUUGUGGACAUCCUGGAGAUAUCGAGUUUGGUUCUUUUGAACUCGUUAAUGGAGAUGAAUUUGUCUUUGGCGCUCGUGUUGAGUACCAGUGUGAUCCAGGAUAUCAGAUGCUCAGCCAGACAAAUUACCGAGUUUGUCGAGCAGAUGGGUGGAGCAAUGAUGUCCCACACUGUGAAGUAAAGAAAUGUUUCCCAGUAAAGCCACCAGAAAAUGGGAGGAUUCUUAUGAGUGGAAUACAUGGGUUGGACCAAGAUUAUAUAUUUGGACAGGCAUUACGAUUUGAAUGCAAUCCAAAAUUCAAAAUGGUGGGAGCCAAACAAAUUGUUUGUGCAGAUGAGGGACAGUGGAAUCCAGAUGUACCAACAUGCAAAGAAAUAAUCUGCACAUCAGGAAAUAUAGCAAAUGGGUAUAUAACGUCGCUAAAGGAUGUUUAUAAAGAAGGUGAUCAAUUACAGUUUGACUGUCAUGAUGGAUAUAAACCUGUUGACAGAUCUGUUGCAGUAUGCAGUGAGAAUGGAUGGAAUACAAGGCUUGAGUGUACAGAAAUCGUAUGCUCACGUCCAGAAGUCAAUAAUGGCAGAGUCAAUCCUCACCAGCAACAGUACUCAUCUGAAGAAACAAUACAGAUAGAGUGUGAUCCUGGUUAUGAGCCUGAAAGACGGGAAGCAACUUCCAAAUGCACCAAGAAUGGCUGGCUACCACAACCAAAAUGUCUUUAUUAUUUGUACUGGCAGAGUGAUUGGCACAAUCGAGGUGCACAAACUGAUCAAAGUGGAGAGAGUGAGAAAAUACCUACCUGUAAAAGUGAUCCUCCAGCUAAUGGAUAUUUCACUGUCCGAAAGGUCCGGUUUGCUCUCAAUGAGAUAACAAGAUAUAGGUGUCAUAUUGGUUUCACGACUCGAGAAGGACAUGAAGAGGGAGAGUCACGGUGUCUUAGAGAAGGAUGGACACCGAAGCCAGAGUGUGUCCAGACAUGUCAAAAGCCAACUGACGGGAAUGUUAUCAUCAGCAUAACAAAACAGGUUUUUGUCUUGGAGGAAAACCUGCCUUACAAAUGUGCAGAUGGGUAUGAAACUAUCACAAAAGCCUUAAAAGACAGUUCAAAAUGCACGGUGAAUGGAUGGAGUCCAAAGCCUCAAUGUCUACCAAUACAAUGUGAAGUUCUCGACCUGGAUAAUGGGGAGGUUAAGCCAAGAAAGGACCAGUACCUGUACAGCGACAUAGUCCAAUUUAGCUGUCGCCCAGGACGCAUAAGAGUUGGUCCUAUUUCUGCCCAAUGUUAUCAUUUUGGGUGGUCUCCUCCACCUCCUAUCUGUAAAGCUGCAGGAAAAAUCAACUCUUGUCAGCCACCUAGCAACAUUACAGAUGGCAUAAUUAUCACUGCUGUUCAAGAAGAAUAUCAACAUGGUCAGCAGGUAGAAUAUGAGUGUAACCUCAAAUAUGCAAUGACUGGCUCAAAGAAGAUAGAGUGUGUUGAUGGGCAAUGGACAUCUUUGCCUUCUUGUACAGAAGAGAGAAGAACCUGUGGGCCGCCUCCUCGCAUUGACAAUGGACAUGCACUCAGCAGAGGCCGGAAAAAUUAUUUCCAUGGUAACACAGUGAGAUAUGAAUGUGCUGAAGGAUUUUCAGUUGUUGGGACAAACCCAGGCAAAUGUCUCCACGGACACUGGGACUUCCCUUCAUGUACUGAACUCUGCUCGCCUCCACCUCAGCCUCCAAAUGCUACUAAAAUAAUAGAGGUGAGAAACUUUGAAAAUGGAGAAAAGAUACGAUUUGCAUGUCAGGAAAAUUUCCUGCUUGAAGGACCACAAGAAAUAUUGUGUGAAGAUGGAAGAUGGGGAAAGCCCCCACGCUGUAUUGAUGCAAGCUGUGGAAACCCCCCUACAAUUGCCAAUGGUGCUUCAGUGAAUGGUACUCAAGGAAGAUUCUUGCGAUUCGCACACAACCAACAGCAUUUUCAGUUUCGGGCCCUCCCCUUCGGGCUGACUUCUGGCCCUCGGGUCUUCACGAAGGUGCUAGUGACUCUCGUGGCUCACCUGAGAGAGAAGAGGAUCCACUUAUUCCCCUAUCUCGAUGACAUCCUGAUACUCCAGAAGAGGGAUGUCCGUGUCAUCAUUCCAUAUCCAGUGAGGGUCAGCCUCAAAUGGUGGACAUUAGCAUCCAACCUUUCCAAGGGGCAGACUUACCUUCUGACCUUCACAACCCAAAUAUUUACAGAUGCCAGCCUGGAAGGCUGGGGAGCAACCUUUCGUCACCACAUGGCUCAGGGUCAUUGGAACCAGGCCGAGAAAAGGAUGCAUAUAAACAGGUUGGAGCUUCGAGCCAUUCGGAAGGCCCUGCUGGAGUUUCAGCCAUUGAUACAAAAUCAUCACCUCUUGUUGAGAAUGGACAACAUAUCAGCAAAGGCCCACAUCAACAAGGAAGGAGGGUCUCGCUCCUCCUCCCUACACGCAGAGGCAACGGCCAUCUUAAGCUGGGCAGAAAAACAUCUGGCCUCACUCAGAGUGGAGCACAUCAAGGGAGAGAUGAACACGCAAGCAGACUGGCUCAGCUGUCAACAAGUAGACGAAGCAGAGUGGGCAUUGAAGAGGGAGGUGUUCCUACAGAUAGUAGAAAGGUUCGGACUACCUCUCGUAGAUGUAUUCACCUCGCACAAGAACCAUCAGACACCAAGUAAGGGGAGUAAGAUGUCUAAUGCUGCUAUCAGCAAAUGCAUUCGUCAGUGCAUUCAAGUCUGCUAUCAAUACAGCAAAGUUCCAGUGCCGUUGGGCAUUACAGCGCAUUCAGUGCGCAAUGCAGCCUGCGGAGAGCCACCUACAAUUACCAAUGCUGAUAUUAUCAGUGGCCGAAGAGCAGUUUACAAGCCUGACCACCAUGUGCAGUAUCGAUGUCAUGCAGGGUUUGAAAUGUCUGGAUCAGAUAAUGUGACGUGUGGAAUUAAGGUGUGGUCAAAACCACCAACAUGUGAAGAUGUCACGUGUCCUCCCCCAACCGAGAUUGCCCAUGGUGAAAUUGUUGGUCAACCAAAGGAAAGGUAUAUGCCUUCUGAAAGAGUGCGUUAUCAGUGUGACCCAGGCUGGAAUCCUUCUGGACCAAUGGUAGUGACAUGCUUCAACAAGCAAUGGACAAAACUACCAAGAUGCAUAGAUCCUAAAGCAAACUGCGGUCCUCCUCCUGGUAUUCAAAAUGGAGACUUUCUUAACCCUGCUCAGGCCAGCUAUCCACCAGGCACAACUUUGCGAUAUCAGUGCCAAAACUUGUAUGUAAUGAAUGGAUCUUCUGAAGUACGUUGUGAAAAUGGUCACUGGACAGAAACUCCAACAUGCAUAGAGGCUUGUACAGUAAGUGAAGAAGAUAUGGCACGUAACAAUAUUUGGUUGAAGUGGAGAUCUGAUCCAAAAUUGUAUUCACAAUCUGGAGAUACAAUGGAGUUUAGGUGUAUAUGGAACCAUCGAGAGGCUCCAUUAUCCCCUCCCUUCAGAACACAAUGUAUACAAGGGAAUGUGGAAUAUCCAAGAUGUAUCCCUGGUUACUGA
Euleptes europaea (tarantolino) is the source of this 3792-nucleotide messenger RNA. Its product is annotated as complement factor H-like. Lineage: Eukaryota; Metazoa; Chordata; Lepidosauria; Squamata; Sphaerodactylidae. The record is from RefSeq and is a predicted model, not a curated record. Gene Ontology annotation, molecular function: nucleic acid binding. The transcript has 23 exons. Bases 1 to 3792 code for a protein of 1263 amino acids.